GUCACUUCCUCCCGGGCGGCAGAGGUUGGAUCUCCGCGGGCCGAGGGCGGGGAACGGAGGUGGCAGCUGAGCUAGGAGGUGACCCGGAGCUCGAACCCCGACCCAUCUCCGCGCCCCGGGCGGCGACCCCGAUCCUGCGGCGCCCCGAGGCGCGGAACCGGCCGGAUGGGCCGCUGAGCCCGAGGCGGGGAGCGUGUGGAGCCCCCUGGAGCUGAGAUCAGGAUGUUCCGCUUCAUGAGGGACGUGGAGCCCGAGGAUCCCAUGUUCCUGAUGGACCCCUUCGCCAUUCACCGUCAGCACAUGAGCCGCAUGCUGUCCGGCGGCUUUGGAUACAGUCCCUUCCUCAGCAUCACAGAUGGCAACAUGCCUGGGACCAGGCCUGCCAGCCGCAGGGUUCAGGCUGGGGCUGUCUCCCCCUUCGGGAUGCUAGGAAUGUCGGGUGGCUUCAUGGACAUGUUCGGAAUGAUGAACGACAUGAUUGGGAACAUGGAACACAUGACAGCGGGGGGAAACUGCCAGACCUUCUCGUCCUCCACUGUCAUCUCCUACUCCAACACGGGUGAUGGUGCCCCCAAAGUCUACCAGGAGACCUCGGAGAUGCGCUCUGCACCAGGCGGGAUCCGGGAGACUCGGAGGACUGUCCGGGACUCGGACAGUGGACUUGAGCAGAUGUCCAUUGGCCACCACAUCCGGGACAGGGCUCACAUCCUCCAACGCUCCCGAAACCACCGCACAGGGGACCAGGAGGAGCGGCAGGACUACAUCAACCUGGACGAGAGUGAGGCAGCCGCAUUUGAUGACGAGUGGCGGAGGGAGACCUCCCGGUUCCGGCAGCAGCGCCCUCUGGAAUUCCGGCGGCACGAGGCUUCUGCGGCCGGGGGCCGGAGGGCUGAGGGGCCCCCCCGCCUGGCCAUCCAGGGCCCCGAGGACUCCCCCUCCCGACAGUCCCGCCGCUAUGACUGGUGAAGGCCCAGGCCUGGCCUUGGGCUCUCCUGUAAAGGCUGAGAGGCUGAGAAGUCGUCCCUGAAAUAACUUUCUCCUCUCCAACUCCCACCCCUGUUUAAUAUUAAAAUAACAGGCAGGCUGCCCCCGCCUCUUCCUGGGGGCCUCAGGGAGAGCCUGUCACUGCCCCGCCUCCGUUCUGGUCUCCAGGCCCCUCCCGCCAAGUCCUGUGUCCGCUAACUUGUUUUCUCACCUUGCUGCUCCAUCUCCAAACCUCGCUGCCCCAUCGAACCCUGCCACACACUGAAGGGUCCUCAGGUGUAGGGGUCCUCCCUUUCCUCAGCUGCCCGAGGUGUGAGGCAGCAUCCUGGUCCCCAACUCUCCACCCACCCACACAUCACCGAACUCCCCCGCCCUCCUCCUUUCCCUUAUUUUUUGAUUUGUGCAACUUGUAACUAGGUGUUUAUGGAAUAAAGGAGAAUGGAAAAAGACUGA
Messenger RNA from Heterocephalus glaber (naked mole-rat), 1437 nucleotides. RefSeq names its product myeloid leukemia factor 2 (gene Mlf2). Lineage: Eukaryota; Metazoa; Chordata; Mammalia; Rodentia; Bathyergidae. The record is from RefSeq and is a predicted model, not a curated record.